AUGGCAAAUGACUAUUUGCCGCAAUACACUCAAUAUGUAGACCAGGUGGCUGGUUAUGCUGGUAUGUUUACCAAAAUGCCCCGUGUUGUAACAAAAACACAUUUAGGGUCUCAAUAUAGCGGACUUACAGCCCCUGAACAAAGUCAGCCUCAGUACGAUCAUGAAUCUAAGUAUGAAGCACCCAAAUAUCUAAAGGGAAACCAAGAAGGAUUCAGCGAUGAAGAUAGUUGGAAAGUCAUAGGUUCAUUCUUUAGUACACAUGGAUUGGUCCACCAGCAAAUCGAAAGUUUUAACGAUUUUAUCACAUAUCGCAUGCAAGAAAUUAUAGAUGAGCAUCCUCCAAUUGAGAUAAAACCUCAGCCACGGUAUAGACCAGACGACGAUCUUGAAAGUAAUGUGACAUAUAGACUUAAAUUUGGUCAACUUUCACUUAAUAAACCCUGUGUAGAGGAAAAGGAUGGUGUAUUUAAGCAUAUUUGGCCACAAGAAGCGCGGUUGCGCAAUCUUACAUAUGCAUCGCAAAUUUAUGUGGAUAUUGAACAAGAAACAUAUUUAAAAGAUGAAACAACUGGUGCAGAGACACUUCAGGAUAAGACGACAUAUCCUAGAAUUCCGUUAGGACGCAUGCCUAUGAUGUUAAAGUCCACGUACUGCUGGACGAAGGGCCUAAGUGAAGAAGAUUUAGCGGAUGUUGGAGAGUGUCCGUACGAUCAAGGUGGUUAUUUUAUUGUUAACGGUGGUGAAAGGGUAUUGAUUGCUCAAGAACGUAUGGCUAACAAUUUUAUCUAUGUAUUUAAGAAGAAACAGCCGUCAAAGUAUAGUUUUGUCGCAGAAAUUAGGUCACAAGCUGAAUUUUCUCAGGGUAUCACUCCAUUCAGCAUAAUGAUGAAGUCAAGUUUGGGAGCUCCCGGAUCCCGUUUCAAGUCUCACGGUCAACUUGUAGCAACUAUUCCAUACUUGCGGGCAGAUAUACCCGUUCCAAUCCUCUUCAGGGCUUUGGGAUGUGUAGCCGAUCGUGAUAUUCUGCAGCGUAUUGUCUAUGAUUUUGAAGACAAACAGAUGCUCAAUUUGAUGAGAGCUACCCUAGAAGAAGCUUCUGAUUAUGUUACCCAAGAAACAUGUCUAGAUUUUAUAGGGAAACGUGGGCCAACGGUUGGAGCUCCAUUGGAAACUAGGAUACAGUAUGCCAAAGAUUUGUUAAGACAGCAUUUGCUCCCACAUGUCGGUACGGAGCCUGGUUCCGAAGGGAAAAAAUGCUACUUUUUGGGCUAUAUGAUACAUCGCUUACUCCUAUCUAGACUGGGAAGAAUUAAUGAAGAUGACAGAGAACAUUUUGGUAAAAAACGCUUAGAUUUAGCGGGCCCGCUUAUGGCAUCCAGUUUUGGUACUUUGUUCAGAAAGAUGGCAAAGGAUGCCAGGCGUAUUUUACAACAACAAAUCGAUUGUGGGAGAGCAUUUGAUGUAGCAGGUGCUAUUAGAAGUGCUACCACUAUUACACAAGGGCUACAGUAUCAACUGCUUACUGGAAACUGGGGAAGAGAUAGGGAAGGAAAAAUUGUUCGCACUGGUGUCAGCCAGGUGUUGAAUCGUCUGACAUUUGCCUCAUAUUUGUCACAUUUGCGUCGUCUGAAUACACCUCUUGGAAGAGAAGGGAAAAUGGCUAAACCACGUCAACUUCACAACACUCAUUGGGGUAUGAUAUGCCCAGCUGAAACGCCUGAGGGUCAAGCUGUCGGCCUUGUUAAAAAUUUAGCACUCAUGUGCUAUAUUAGUGUUGGCUCUGUUGCGGCAACAAUUAAUGAAUUUUUGUCAGAAUGGGGUAUGGAUUCUCUAGAUGAGGUUCCGCCUGAAGUUGUAAAGGAUAGAGUGAAGAUUUUUAUCAAUGGAACAUGGGUUGGAUGUUUUGACGAAGCAGAUAGUCUGGUCAGAACACUUCUGGAACUACGUAGACGUGGAGAUAUUUCCUCAGAAACAAGCAUUGUUAGAGAUAUUGUUUCCCAGGAAGUGAAGAUUUUUACUGAUGCAGGUAGAGCAAUGAGACCGCUCUUUAUCGUAGAAAAUGGAAAUACCCUAGCAAUAAAUAAAGAGCAUAUCGCAAUGAUUGAUAAUAAUGAAUGUAAUUGGGAUGGAUUGGUGGAAUCUGGUGUUAUUGAAUAUAUUGACUGUGAAGAGGAAGAGAUGUGUAUGAUUGGAAUGUUUGUAGAUGACCUUAAGGCAAACAAUACGUAUUGUAGCACGUAUACUCAUUGUGAAAUUCAUCCAUCUAUGAUUUUGGGUGUUUGUGCAUCUAUAAUCCCAUUCCCCGAUCAAAAUCAGUCCCCAAGAAACACCUACCAAAGCGCUAUGGGAAAGCAAGCUAUGGGUGUGUAUGCAACUAACUUUAACCUUCGUAUGGAUACAUUGUGCCAUAUUCUUUACUAUCCCCAAAAGCCUUUGGUGUGCACAAGAUCUAUGGAAUUCUUACGAUUUAGGGAGCUUCCCGCUGGUAUAAACGCAAUUGUUGCAAUCAUGUGUUACACAGGUUAUAAUCAAGAGGAUAGUUUGAUUAUGAAUCAAUCAUCCAUAGAUAGAGGUCUUUUCAGGAGUGCCUUCAAUAGAACUUAUAUUAGCGAAGAAAAAUACGUUGGAAGUACGAUAGUUGAGCGUUUUGAACGCCCUGGAACAGCCAAUAUUCUUGGCCUAAAGAGGGGAGAUUAUACAAAAUUAGAUGCUGAUGGGUUAGUUGAGCCUGGUAGCAGAGUAAUGGGAGAUGAUAUCAUCAUUGGUAGAACUUCUACUGCUGACGAAGAAGAUAUGCGUCAAGAUUGCUCUUGUUGUCUAAGAGCUAAUGAAAAUGGUGUUGUAGACACUGUUCUUGUUUCUGUAAAUGCAAAGGGUACGAAAUUUGCAAAGGUAAAGGUCAGAUCAGUUCGUGUCCCUCAAAUUGGUGACAAGUUUGCUAGUAGACAUGGUCAGAAGGGUACUAUUGGAAUAACAUAUAGAACAGAGGAUCUACCAUUUACAUGUGAAGGAAUUGUACCGGAUAUUAUCAUGAACCCUCACGCUGUACCGAGCAGAAUGACGAUUGGACAUUUGGUAGAAUGUCUAAUUGGAAAAGUUGGUGCCUGUUGUGGUAUGGAAGGUGAUGCUACUCCAUUCUCUAAGCUGACUGUUCAACAAAUUGCAGAGCGUCUAUUCGACUGUGGAUAUGCUAGGCAUGGUAAUGAGGCAUUCCAUUGUGGUUUCACAGGUCAAAUGAUCACUAGUAGAAUUUUUGUUGGUCCCACAUACUACCAAAGACUAAAACACAUGGUAGAGGAUAAAAUUCACGCAAGAUCCAGAGGACCGUCCACUAUGUUAACCAGACAACCUACUGAAGGUCGAUCAAGGGAAGGAGGUCUCAGGUUCGGAGAAAUGGAAAGGGAUUGUAUGAUAUCACACGGAGCAGCAAAAAUGCUUAAGGAACGUUUGUUUGAUCAGAGCGAUGCCUAUAGAAUACAUGUCUGCGAUAACUGUGGACUUUGUUGUAUCGCAGAUCUGAAUAAGUCAAGUUUCGAGUGUACAGCUUGCGAUAACAAGACAAAUAUCUCGCAAGUUGCCAUACCUUAUGCUUGUAAAUUACUCAUUCAAGAGCUUAUGUCAAUGGCAAUCUACCCAAAACUCGUACUUACCCCUGCUUGA
Messenger RNA from Theileria equi strain WA, 3660 nucleotides. Its product is annotated as DNA-directed RNA polymerase II subunit, putative. Gene Ontology annotation, biological process: DNA-templated transcription. Gene Ontology annotation, cellular component: RNA polymerase II, core complex. The record is from RefSeq and is a predicted model, not a curated record. Gene Ontology annotation, molecular function: DNA binding; ribonucleoside binding; DNA-directed RNA polymerase activity. Lineage: Eukaryota; Apicomplexa; Aconoidasida; Piroplasmida; Theileriidae. Bases 1 to 3660 code for a protein of 1219 amino acids. The transcript has 3 exons.